Molecule: messenger RNA, 2385 nt
Organism: Vigna radiata var. radiata (mung bean)
Lineage: Eukaryota; Viridiplantae; Streptophyta; Magnoliopsida; Fabales; Fabaceae
Product: probable leucine-rich repeat receptor-like protein kinase At1g35710
Exons: 6
Coding region: 1-2385 (794 amino acids)
Biological process (GO): protein phosphorylation
Molecular function (GO): protein kinase activity; ATP binding; protein binding
Source: RefSeq, a predicted model, not a curated record
AUGGAAAACUCAUAUAGCAGUUUACCAUUACUGGAUCUUGUAUCUGUUAUCUUCUUUUAUGCAUUGUUCGUACAAGGUGUCAUUGCUGACAUUAUAGCAGCUUCCAAUUCCUCAUCCACAAAUGAGGAACAAAAAGCUUUUUAUCAGAGUGGAUGGGGAGCUCAAAAUAUCUCAGAAUACUGUAAAUGGAAUGGUAUUGUGUGCAAUGAAGCUCAAAGUGUUACAGAGAUUUCAACUAAGAACAAUUUUUAUAUUCCUUCAACACAAGCUCAUAUUCAGCGUUUCAAUGUGGCUGCAUUCCCUGAUUUAAUCAGUCUAGAGCUUAGUGGAUCAGGACUCAAAGGAAAUAUUCCUUUAGAAAUUAGCUCUCUUAAAAAGCUUGUCCAUCUUGAUCUGUCUUCUAACUGUCUUCAAGGUGAGUUGCCUAGUUCUCUUUCAAGUCUCAAUCAACUUCAGACACUAAAUAUUUCUAACAAUUUUCUUACUGGUGAGAUCCCUUCUACUUUACAGCACUUGAUCCAUCUCAAAGUUUUGGAUCUUUCUCAUAAUAAGAUUUCUGGUGUUAUACCAAAGGGGAUAUCUGCACUGACAGAACUAACAAGUGUUCAACUAUCUUGGAAUCAAAUAAAUGGUUCCCUUCCAUCUGGGAUUGGGAAAAUCCUAAGACUUCAAAGUUUAGAUAUUUCCAACAAUCAUCUUAAGGGACCUAUCCCAGAUGAUGUUUUGAAGCAUUGUCAGUAUGUGCAGUUAAGGAAUAACUCUUUAAAUGGGAGCAUUCCUUCUCCAGUAGGAAAUAUUUCAUAUCUAGAUCUUAGUUAUAAUGACCUCACAGGCAACAUACCUGAGGCCCUUCAUUCUGUUUCUCACCUUAAUUUGUCAUACAAUUCCUUUAAUGCUUCAGAUCACAGUUUUUGUGGUUUUCCAAAAGACUCUUUAAUUGGUAACAAGGAUAUGAAAGAUUCUUGCUCUUUUGAUGUUGAUGUUUCUGAUGCUGAUAUUUCUCUUGUAAUGAUACUUGUCUUCUCUAUCUUCAAUGGCAUGAUUUUCUCAAUGGUCCUUGUCUGUUGGGGAAUUCAUGUUUUCUGCCCCCUCCAUAAUGAGUUUGAAAAUGGGCAAAGAAGAAAGAAUGGAGACAUGCUUUCAAUUUGGAACUAUGAUGGUAAGAUUGCAUUUGAAGACAUAAUUAAGGCCACAGAAGACUUUGAUAUAAAGUAUUGCAUAGGAACGGGUGCUUAUGGGAGUGUGUACAAAGCACAACUUCCCAGUGGCAGAAUUGUUGCACUGAAAAAACUUCACAAAGCAGAAUCUGAAAAUCCAUCCUCUUACAAGAGCUUUUGCAAUGAGACCAAGAUCUUGACAGAAAUUCGCCAUCGUAACAUUAUCAAGCUUUAUGGCUUUUGUUUGCAUAACAAGUGUAUGUUUUUAGUGUAUGAGUAUAUGGAAAGAGGAAGCUUAUUUUGCAAUUUGUCUUAUGAUGUUGAAGCUCAAGAGCUGAAUUGGAGCAAGAGGAUAAAUGUUGUAAAAGGAAUAGCCUAUGGCUUGGCUCACAUGCACCAUGAUUGUACCCCACCCAUUGUUCAUAGAGACAUAAGCAGUAACAACAUUUUGUUAAACUCAGAGUUGCAGGCUUUCAUCUCAGACUUUGGCACUGCAAGACUUCUUGAUUUGCAUUCAUCAAAUCAGACUCUUCCUGCUGGUACUUAUGGAUAUGUUGCUCCAGAAUUGGCUUACACCUUGAGUGUGACCACCAAAUGUGAUGUUUAUAGCUUUGGAGUGGUGGUUUUGGAAGCAAUGAUGGGUAGACAUCCAGCUGAAUUGAUUUCUUGUUUAUCAGAACCAUCCAUUCAGAAGAAGAAGCUGAAAGAUAUAUUGGAUUCACGUAUUCCACUACCAUAUUUUAGAAAAGAUAUGCAAGAUAUUGUGCUUGUUGUAACAUUGGCAUUAGCAUGUUUGAGUCCCCACCCAAAAUCCAGACCAUCAAUGCAGGAAAUAGCUAAUGAGCUUUUAGCUUCCAAGCCACCAUUGCUUUGGCAUUUUGAUAGCAUUUCCAUCCACCAACUCACGAAGCAAAAAUGCACACUAGUGAAAAAUGUGGAAAAAAACGUGACGCUCAAGAUCUCCAGUCGCCACUGCUGUCAUCCAACCAGUCCUGCUAUUUGGCACUCCUCCGUGACGCUCUUCUUGAUGUUCAUGUCUGUGCCCCCACAAUCGUUGUACUCUAGGGUUGUUGCUAGAGCUAGAGAUGCUAUGAUUUGUGGUGUGCCUUCUCUUUGUAUAUCAUUGAAUUGGGAAAAGAAUGCAUUCAAGCUUUCCUCAUCAACAUCAUUUCCAUUGGACUAUCCGAUUAGAGGGGAAAAAGAUGACAUAAGCAUCCACAACUUAUAA